This is a messenger RNA of Ipomoea nil (Japanese morning glory), 1185 nucleotides long. Its product is annotated as scarecrow-like protein 8. The record is from RefSeq and is a predicted model, not a curated record. Gene Ontology annotation, molecular function: sequence-specific DNA binding; DNA-binding transcription factor activity. Gene Ontology annotation, cellular component: nucleus. Lineage: Eukaryota; Viridiplantae; Streptophyta; Magnoliopsida; Solanales; Convolvulaceae. Gene Ontology annotation, biological process: regulation of DNA-templated transcription. The coding region runs from base 23 to 1156 and encodes 377 amino acids. The transcript is spliced from 3 exons.
CUCAAUUAGUUUCGCCGUCUCCAUGGAGUGUCCUGCGAUAACAUGCCCGAAGCAGGCCAUAUCAGAGGCGGCGACGGCGAUAGCCGAAGGCAAAAACGAGGCGGCGUCGGAGAUACUCAGUCGCCUCGCCCAGGUGGCCAACGUGAAAGGCACCUCCCAACAGCGACUCACAGCUUACAUGACUUCCGCUUUACGAUCGCGCGUGAGCCCCGUGGAAUAUCCUCCCCCAGUAUCGGAACUGCACACCAAGGAACACCACUUCUCCACCCACAAACUGUACGAAGCUUCGCCGUGCUUUAAGCUAGGCUUCAUGGCGGCGAAUCUAGCCAUCCUCCACGCCGUAUCGGACCAGAGAUUCUGUAAGCUCCACGUCAUUGAUUUCGACAUCGGCGACGGCGGACGGUACUUGCAUUUGCUCUACGCGCUCGCCGCCAGGAAACCUGAAAACCCUACGGUGUUGAAGAUCACGACGUUCGCCGACGUCCCCGGCGGCGAUCAGCAAUUGAGAGCCGUGGAGGAGGAGCUGCAAAAACAGGCGCAGACCGCCGGAGUGUGCUUGAGUAUCAACGUUAUGCCGUGCUCAGACAUCGAGCUGAGCCGCGAGCGCCUCUCCGUCGAUCCCGACGAGGCUUUGGUCGUGAAUUUCGCUUUCAAUUUGUACAAACUCCCAGACGAAAACGUGGCGACGGAGAACCGGAGGGACGAGCUGCUCCGCCGCGUGAAGGCACUGUCGCCGACGGUGGUUACCGUGGUGGAGCAGGAGCUGAACGGGAACACCGCGCCGUUCGUGGCGCGCGUGAACGAGGCGUGCGGGUACUACGGCGCGCUGUUUGACUCGCUGGACGUGACCAUUCCGAGGGAGAAUAAUUUCCGAGUCAGAAUCGAGGAGGGACUGGGUCGCAAAAUGGGUAAUUCGAUUGCUUGCGAGGGGAGGGACCGAGUUGAAAGAUGCGAAGUGUUGGGCAAGUGGCGGGCCCGGCUCAGCAUGGCCGGGUUCACCGCGAUGCCGAUGAGCCAACAAAUUCCCGACUCGCUCCGGUCCAAGCUCAACUCGGGGACACGUGGCAACCCAGGAUUCACCAUAACUGAACAAGUCCGGGGUAUCGGCUUCGGCUGGAUGGGACAAACACUCGCCGUCACAUCCGCUUGGCGUUAAUUAUACUUUAUUAAUAUUAUAUUUUUUAA